Molecule: messenger RNA, 1338 nt
Organism: Arachis ipaensis
Lineage: Eukaryota; Viridiplantae; Streptophyta; Magnoliopsida; Fabales; Fabaceae
Source: RefSeq, a predicted model, not a curated record
AUGACAAAAAAUUUUGAUUUUGUUACUGAUGUGAAUGCCAGGAAACUAGAUUCAAAUUUCAAAGUUUAUAUUGUUAGGAUAUGGGAAGUUCCAAGUAAAUAUAAUGAGAAGGAGAUUGGUUCAAUUGAAAUGAUUCUUCAAGAUUGUAACGGUGGUAGGAUCUACGCCACUAUUCCGAGGGCUCUAGCCAAGAAAUGGAGUGGUAACAUCAUAGAGUUUGAGAUGUACACAAUGACAAACUUCAUAGUAUUUGACAAUAAGACCAUCUCGAAGAAUGAUCUGAUUGGUAAGGUGGUCGGUAAGGAAGAUCCGCAAGGCUUGAUCACUAGCAAGGGUUUAAUGACUAAGCGUAUGGUCGUUAUUUGGAAGAUCUUGAGUAUGUAUUGUGCCACCAUGAAUUUAGUGGACCAUAUUCUUCCACAUACUAAUGAUGGGAGAGUUGAGCCACUUAUUGUGGUCCUUCAAUAUUUCAAAGCAACAAGGUGGAAUGGUAAAACUUCGGUUCAAAGCAAUUUUGAUAUCUCCAAAUUUCACAUAAACCCAACACUAAAAGAAAUUGAUAGUUUUAGAUGCAGAUUGCUCAGUGGCGGUCCAUCAAGCUCAGCUAGGAUUAGCCAGGUGUCCUCUCCAGCUGCGUGGUCUGCAAAUGAUGAGUUUAACCGUGGAUCUGUUAGUGUGAAGACUAUCGAGGAUGCACUAAACUCUAUUGAGGAAGGAAAAAAUGAUUGGUUUUAUAAAGCAUGUAGGAGGUGCCCCAAGAAGGUUGAAACCCCCAUUGGUGAGUGGUAUGAAUGUGGGAAGUUUGGCCGCACACAUGGAGCAGCCGCAAUAAGGUACAAGGUUGAAGUAAUGGUUUAUGAUGGAUCAGGUAGCAUCAACCUGCUUUUGUGGGAUAGGGAGACAACUCAGUUGUGUGGGAAGCAGGCAGACAAAAUCGUUCUCAAAGAUGCAGUUGGAGAUGAUGAUUAUCCACCAUCUCUUAAUAACAUGAUGGAUAAGAAGGUGCUUUUCAAGAUUAAUGUUAAAUCUGCCAAUAUAAAGCAAUAUGAUCCAGUUUAUACCGUGAUGAAAGAGGCCGACUGCAGCAACUCAAUUGACGUGUCAAGUAAUGUUGUGGCUAUCAUCAGUGAUAAUGAUCCUGAACUUACUUUGGAUUCUAUGGAAGAAUGUAUGUCAAGCCUCAAGUUCAAAACACCAGCUAAGAGAGCUGUCGGCGGUUCAAAACCUGGAUUAAUCAAUGUUAGCAACUUAGAGGAUGAAGGGCAGUUGUCCACUAAUAAGUUUAAUCGCAAGGGUGCAAAGAAGUUGAGGUCCCAGCUUAAUGAUGGGGAUAACUAA